AUGGCAGCUGUCUUAGGACAUUACAACUUCUGGAACAUAACAAGCGAGCAGGCUUUACAAGAAACCUCGCUUCGUAUGGAAAAUGUCAAGCCUCUGUGGGCCGCUUGCUCUGUACUCUCGAUCGUCAUGGCACCCAUAAUAGUGCUUGGCAAUUUGCUGGUCUUGUUAGCAGUUUGGAAAGAUCCCCUUAAGAAACUUCGCUCAUCACCAUCCAACUUCAUUCUGGUCUCCAUGGCUCUCGCUGAUCUGUCAGUCGGCUUGGUGGUUUGUCCACUCACCGCGUAUUGGGCCUGGGUAAGAUUUGACACAAAAACAUCACCUUUUGGUCUUUCCGUUAUUUUUGCCAUCAACGUUUUCUGUGUGAAUGUGAGCUUCGGCCACAUGUUGCUGUUGGCAGUGGAUAGGCUUUUUGCCGUGGUAACUCCGCUUGAGUAUCGUUUGAAAAUAACGAAUAAACGAGUACUGGUCGCUUGUUGUGUUUGCUGGAUGUACUUCUUGGCGUUCGGGUGUUCAUUUCUAAUGCUUGGGGACUAUUUUGCCAUAAUGGUGACAAUCUACAACGUACAGCUUUUAUCCAUUCUCUUGAGCAUUCUUAUAAUGUAUGCAGUUAUCAUGUUCCAUUUUCAUAGAUAUUCAAAAACGAUAGGAACAGAACAGCUGCAUUCAAUAGACAGUCGUCUGAUGAUUCUCAAAAGAGAACGAAAUCUCUUUAAAGCGAUCACCAUCGUCAUCUGUGCAUUUCUUAUUUGCUACAUGCCCUGGUUUAUAGUUCAGCUGUUGAAAUAUUUGUGCAAACUAUGCCACCCUCAUUUGGCAUUGCUUAUAAUAUUGUUUAGAUUUUCAACCAGUUUAACGCACGCAAACUCCUUCUUGAACCCGAUACUUUAUUCAUGGCGGCUUCCAAAAUUUAAAGAAACAUUGAAGUACUUUUGGAAAAACCGAGAUUUUGGAAGAUGGCACUGACAAUUCAAGUAAAAAUUUUUUUAGGCUUUGUUAUUUAAACCUCGCUGGGACUACGAAAAUAAAUAUGAAAAGAAAAACCAAAAGGAUGCUGCUCGCAGUAGUAAAAUGACGCCAUAUUUGAACAACCUGUCUGUAGUUUCAAUAGUGCUAUCAAUUGUUAAAUCGAACUAACUAAACCGAUUUCAGUCUUUAUUGCAAGAAGUUUUUUCCGUAUCUUAACGAAUGUCCACAUUAGACGCUAGCUUUCAAUAGGGAGUUUAAGGAAAUACAUUUUUGAGCGACGAACGUCAACCGGAAGUGAACCUUUUUCUCUCUUAAUAUGCCUCGAGGCCACCAAAUUUGUAUUGCUAAGUUUUUUUUUAACUCUUAUAGAGACGAUUUGUCCAAAAGUGAGUUGAAAAUCACGACUCAAGAGUUGAAAAUGUCCACUUUCGGUUGACGUACGUCGCUCAAAAACGUCGCUGCUUAAACUGCCUAUUUUGAAAGUAAGCACGUGACUCUUGGACUCUAAAACUAAUCUAAAUUACAUAAUCGGUCAAUCCGUGCCUCAUUUGUUCAGUUCUCAUAGAUAUACGUGGGUGGAAUGCUAUAUUUAUUCUGUUUUCUUUGCCCCGACACCAUUAUUAAUCUGAACUUUUCGUUUUUAAGUCAUGCUUUAAGACACAUGAUUUAAUACUAAACGACAGUAAAGGUCACAUUUUACCUGUCCUUUUCCGCGUAAUGAUGCUGUAGAUUCUGUUUGUAUUAAACGUUAAUAAAAUAUUCUGGAUUUUGGAUUUUGUUUCUUUAAAUGUCUUUCAAAUGAACAAGCCGUAAGUUGCUUUACUUACUCUUUGCCCGCUGAGAUAUGACUGCCAGAGAAAACACUAUUCAUGUAAAACAGAUAUUGAAGGGACAAUGAAAUGUGUCCAACUAUUUUAUCUUUACUAAGUGUUUUAGGCCAUUCAUUUACCACUUGAAUGUUCGGAGUAACUUACAUGUACUUUAGCAAUCAGGUGAUAAUUGAAGCCGUUUUCUGUUGUCAGCUAAGACUUUUGGAAAGAGGAAACGAAAUUUCCUCUUUCCAAAAUAAUUAGCUGACAAUAGCUAAAAAAAAAUUCGGUUUAAUGACACGAGUUUUCGUGACACGAAGGCAUGUGAUCGUGUUUCCAUCGUUUCAGUGGUUUCGUGUGGACUCGAAUCACUGCUUGUGGAUGCUUAUAAACGGAGAAAAAGUCUCCUUUUUCAAAAAUACCCGGAUACGAGUCGACCAGGCCUAAGAAAACAAAGAGCGACGGCGGCGAAAACGUCCCCAAAAUAGUGGCUUCGCGUUCAAACUUAAGCGCGAUUAUCCCAAUCUCCUGGAGUUUAAUUCCUAAGAAAUAUUUCCAAGUUCAAAAGGAGAAAGAGAAAUUUAUCGUCGUUUGUUUACAUCCUCUAUAAAACGUGAAAUCAAGCCGUAGUUUUGCAGUGACUGCAAAGAAUUGUACAAGAAAUAUUAAAUCUUUUAAUCUACAGAACGCCGCCUACAGUUCACUUCCACAGAAUUGUACAUUCGUUUUAAAGAGGGGAGGUUUUUAAUCGAGACCAUUUCUUUUUAAAAGUGUCUAAAGAAUUAUGGUCUUUUGCAAUUUGCCUUUCUAUUUCCACAGUGCGUUGAACUAUUUGUGUGUACAUUUGGACAUUUGGGCGCUUAUCUCUUUGUUUACAGAUGUAGAAAAUGUGCUGCAUGUGCGAAGUCAUUGUUUCCUAAUCUAAGUCCAAGCGAACACGAAUCCGGAUAAUUUUGACUAAACCGCGUAUUUUAAACACGAAUGGGCCGUCCCUCCACACGAAACCAGUGAAUACGCUCACCAAAACCGCAUGUUUUGGAAACGGCUCUCCUGAGUGGUUUAAGGCCCCGUCCACAGGAAUCCGGGUAAGAAAUAUACAGUUUUAAAAACUUCAGGAUUGACGAGGGCGCGGCCUAAACCUGCUGCGUUUUUGACGUUCUCUUCAAAAAAAAAAAAAAACUUCCUAAACUUGCUACAGCUCAGGAGCUUGAACAGACCAAAUUUCAGUCUGAAAAGAUUUGCGUGAAGACUUCUGACAUUUCAGGCCAGCCGAAAACACAAACAUGAGUUGUAUGUGGUUGUUGAUAAUAUUUGAUCAUAGCGGUUUGCUAGUCAGGAGGUACAUUUCCCCUUUAUUAGGGGACCUACAGUUGUCUGUUAGUGUAUAACUAGUACCAAGUACUUAUAUAAUAAUUCAAUAACAUUCACUUGACAUUAUGCUUAUAAAAAUUUGAGGGAAAAAACAAGGCUAAUUUAAAAUUAUUACAGGAAACUUAUUAUUUUCUUUGUUGGGCACUGACUAAGGCUAGGGAGCAUUUAUUCGAAAACAAAAGCGUUUAUUGCUAAUGUGAAUAAACUGCAAAAUUUGCCUUCCGAAGUUGACUUAAUGCACCGAAUAACACCUAACCUGAGGAAAGUUUGAGCCUUUAACAAUGUUUCCUAGUUUCCUAACUUCCUUUUACCAUUCCUGAUGUAUUCUGAAGAUACCUGAGUGUAAAAAUAGGAAUCACGUGGAUUAUGUCAGUGUUGUUUUGGGGAGGAAGUCGUAAUCUGGUGGUUUUCCAGGUCAGUGAAAUCAUUUGUCUCGCCUUUCCUUUGUCAGGUUUCCGAAUCUUCCGAAAUCCGACUCUAGAAAGUACCUUAAAGACUUAAAAGCCGUAACACUUCCUUUGGAUUAAGUCAAGUCUAACUAUCUUCACUGAGCUUUUUGGAUGUUCAAACAUCUCCAGUCCAAAAAAAAAAAAAAGAUUGUUGAAAUAAAGCCAAAAGAAUAUUAGAAGCAAGUGAACAAUAUAUCCGAGGCAUAAAUAAUUUAUUGUUUGUUUGUUCCGUGUUAGGAUGGAAAUUCACUACACUCAUUGUGUUUAGCUGAAUCACUUGACAAUAGAGAGAUGGCCGGAGAGAGCUCGUUUCCUCAACCUGAGCCGAAAGGUAAAACGAAAAGGAAAGCGUAACAUAACAUAAAAACUUGAUCAGAAUUGGACAAAAAGCAAUGGUUUGAGUUUAAAUAACUUUAAUUCACACAUCAAGUGUUAUGAAGACCGGGUCAAUACAAAUAAUCGUUGUUCAAUCAAAAUGCAGAUUAUUCAAUUGACAUCAUGUAAAAAAGCUGAAUAGCACUAGAAAAUGUAAUAGUUGUUCAGUAAAGAGUGUAAAGAGCAGGCUGGGAUCACGUCACGAGAGGAUUGUGGUGAAGACGGAAAACAACAACUCCUGUCCAUUUGCUUGUAAUGGCGGCCGUCGUUGGUCAUUACAGUUUCUGGAACAUAACGAGCGAGAAAGCUUUACAAGAUGCAUGGUUGACUCUUGAGAAUGUCAAGCCUCUGUCAGCUACCAGUUCUGUUCUCUCGAUUGUCAUGGCGCCUAUGAUAGUGCUUGGCAAUGUGCUUGUUUUGUUAGCAGUUUGGAAAGAUCCGCUUAAGAAACUUCGAUCAUCACCAUCAAACUUCAUUCUGGUCUCCAUGGCCAUCGCUGAUCUGUCAGUCGGCUUGGUGGUUUGUCCACUCACGGCAUAUUGGGGCUGGGUAAUAUUUGACAAAGGAACAUCGCCUUUUGAUCUCUCUGUUAUCUUCGCAAUCAACGUGUUUUCGGUGAAUGUCAGCUUUGGCCACAUGUUCCUGUUGACAGUAGAUAGACUUUUGGCCGUGAUCAAACCGCUCCAUUAUCGUGUUAUUAUUACAAAUAAACGAGCAGUCACUGCAAGUUGUGUUUGCUGGAUCGAUUUUUUGGCGUUUGGGUGUUCAUUUCUGAUGCUGAGGGAUUAUUUUGCCAUAAUGGGAGCUGUGUACAACGUCCAACUUCUUUCCAUCCUUUUAAGCAUGCUCAUAAUGUACACUGUGAUCAUGAUUCGAUUUCACAGAUAUUCAAAAACAAGGAUGAAUGAGUCAAUUCAUCCCCCAAACAGUCUUCUCGUCAUCCUCAAGAGAGAAAGAAGUCUCUUCAAAGCAAUCAGUAUCGUCAUCUGUGCAUUUCUUAUUUGUUAUAUGCCCUGGUUUAUUGUUCAGAUUUUGAUAUAUUUGUGUAAACCAUGUCACCCUAAUUUGGCUUUGCUCAUGAUUUUCUUUGGAUUUUCGGGCAGUUUAAUGUACGCAAACUCGGGCUUGAAUCCAAUUCUAUAUUCAUGGCGGCUUCCGAAAUACAGAGAAACAUUCAAGUACCUUUGGAAGAAUAGAGCCUCAAGGGUAACAGUUCCAAAAAAUAAGAACAGCAGUGAAGAAGUUUAUAAUACAAAGCUCUAA
Molecule: messenger RNA, 5233 nt
Organism: Porites evermanni
Lineage: Eukaryota; Metazoa; Cnidaria; Anthozoa; Scleractinia; Poritidae
Source: the annotation of a GenBank genome assembly